UUCAUUACUUCAACAAUGGCAGACAAAGUAUUCCCUUCCUCCAAGCUCACUGCCAAUGGCAGCACUGGCGGAGCAGCUGCUGCCACAACAACCAGAGCCAACGGCGGAGCCACCAAAUCCGACCUCAUUAACCCCACGGCUCGCCUUCCGUACCGUCCACAACCUCAUAACAGGCGGCGCCAGUACCGUCCACGCCGGAACUAUUGUUGCUGCUGCUGUUUUUGGAUCAUCCUCGUAAUCCUCGUGCUCACCCUUUUAGUAGCCAUCACCGGCACUGUCCUUUAUGUCUUUUACCGUCCUCAUCGCCCUUCAUUCACCCUCGAUUCCCUCCGUAUCCACCGCCUGAAACUCAAGACCGCCGCCGACGGCUCCUCCUCCCAUCUUUCAACCCUUUUCAACUUGACCCUUUCUUCCAAGAACCCAAACUCCCAUCUAUCUUUCUCAUAUGACCCUUUUGUUGUUUCGUGCGUGACAAGCAACAAUGAUGUUUCGAUAGGGAACGGAAUGUUGCCGGCCUUCGUCAGUAACAACAAAGACGAGUCGACUUUCAGAGGGGUUGUCGUGGCGGCGUUAAUGGAUUUGGAUGCGGAGGCUGUGAAUGACUUGAGGCCAGAACUGAAGAAGGGCAAUGCGGUGUUGCUCAAAGUGGACAUGGAUACUAAAGUGACGGCUAAAAUGUUUGGCUUGAAGAGCAAGAAAGUGGGGAUUAGGGUUACGUGUGAUGGAAUUAAAGGGUCUGUUCCGAAAGGUAAGUCGCCGGCGGUGGCGAAUGUCGCCGGAUCCAAGUGUAAGGUUGAUCUCGGGAUUAAGAUCUGGAAAUGGACAUUUUGAGUACAUUCAUCGACAAAUUUCUUUAAAAUUUUCUUCAAU
This is a messenger RNA of Hibiscus syriacus, 870 nucleotides long. Its product is annotated as NDR1/HIN1-like protein 13. Bases 16 to 831 code for a protein of 271 amino acids. Gene Ontology annotation, cellular component: plasma membrane. The record is from RefSeq and is a predicted model, not a curated record. The transcript has a single exon. NCBI's taxonomy places the organism in Eukaryota, Viridiplantae, Streptophyta, Magnoliopsida, Malvales, Malvaceae.